UCUUAUUUCACCCGCCAAGAUCGGAUCCAAUCCUCUCCUCCACCACCUUCUCUCCAUUUUCUUGCCUCUACUAAAAAAACAAAACCAAAACAAACAAACAAAACAAUUUUUUUAAUUCUCUUCUUAGACAGAGCCAAAGACAGAGAGAGAGAGAAGAGAUUUUGGGGUUUGUGUUUUCUUCUUCUCUUCAUUGAAAGUUCUCAUCUUCUCCUCUGAUUCCUUGUGGGUUUUUUGAUCAAAUGGGUAAUGUGACAUCAAACGUGGCGGCCAAGUUCGCUUUCUUCCCUCCAGAGCCUCCAACGUACCGUGUAACGGACGACGAAGAGACAGGGAAGCUGGUCUUGUCCGGAGUCUCGCCUGACAAGAACAUGGAAGUCCAUCAGCUCACCACAAAGUCCGGUAACAAAGUCGUUGCCACGUUCUGGAGACACCCUUUUGCGAGAUUCACGCUUCUCUAUUCCCAUGGCAACGCAGCUGAUCUUGGUCAAAUGGUUGAGCUGUUCAUCGAGCUCCGUGCUCAUCUCCGCGUCAACAUCAUGAGUUAUGAUUAUUCAGGAUAUGGAGCUUCAACAGGAAAGCCGUCUGAGUUCAACACAUAUUAUGACAUAGAGGCAGUGUACAACUGCUUAAGAAGCGAUUAUGGGAUCAAGCAAGAGGAGAUUAUCCUGUACGGACAGUCUGUAGGAAGCGGGCCAACGUUGCACAUGGCUUCAAGGUUGAAGAGGCUGAGAGGAGUUGUUCUCCACAGCGCCAUUCUCUCUGGCAUUAGAGUCUUGUAUCCUGUCAAAAUGACUCUCUGGUUCGAUAUCUUCAAGAACAUAGACAAGAUUCGCCACGUCAACUCCCAAGUUCUUGUCAUACAUGGCACAAAGGAUGAGAUUGUGGAUUUUUCGCACGGGAAGCGGUUGUGGGAGCUGGCUAAGGAGAAGUAUGAUCCGUUAUGGGUGAAAGGAGGAGGGCAUUGCAACCUGGAGACUUAUCCUGAGUACAUCAAGCACCUGCGCAAGUUCAUAAACGCAAUGGAGAAGCUCUCUCUAACCAAUCCACCGCCUAAAGAGCUAACUAAUGAGCCUAGUAUCACCGAGACUAAGCACAAUAAGUGCUUGAGAUUUAGGAAAAGGUAGGUUUGGUUUCUGGAGGUUGGUUAGUAGCAGAGAAGCAGAAGACAAAUUGGUAGAUUCAUUCCUUUGCAUCAUCGCAUGUGCUUUCAACUCAGAACAAUCAGGAAAUGCUCAGUUCCUCAAUGUGAUUCGAAUCAACACAAAACACAGUCACAGAGAAUGUCGGAAGAGUGAUCAUCUAGGGAGGUUUGUUAACUGUAAGAUAUAGCUCUGUCCUUAGGUAUUUGCACGAUGUCAAGUCUUCUGUAAAAAGAAAUGUAAUGUAGCACCAAGUUUGGGGUUUUCAUCAAACAAUUAUUACUUGUAGGAGAAGCUACCAGAGAAAAGAUGUACUCAAGCAAUUUCCUGAAGCUAUCCAGUGUUCCUUAGCGAGACAAA
Molecule: messenger RNA, 1499 nt
Organism: Brassica rapa (field mustard)
Lineage: Eukaryota; Viridiplantae; Streptophyta; Magnoliopsida; Brassicales; Brassicaceae
Product: alpha/beta hydrolase domain-containing protein 17B
Source: RefSeq, a predicted model, not a curated record